AUGAUUAAUAAUAAACAUAUAUUGUUGAUAAAGUUUUUUAGCCAGACGCUACUUAAGUAACAUUUAUUUUUAUUAUAAUAUAUUAUUUAUUUAAAGGCUUAAUUAUAUGAAGAAAUUGCUCAAGAAGUUGUUAAUGAUGUACUUAUUGGUUAUAAUGGUACUAUUUUUGCAUAUGGAGUUUCGGGAAGUGGAAAAUCCCAUACUAUGUUUGGAAAUAUGUACAAUCCUGAAUAAUAUGGAAUUAUUCCUAGAAUGAGUAAUUAAUUAUUUGGAAAAAUACAAAAUUAAACUGAAUUAGAUAUCGAAUAUACUAUUAAAUGCUCAAUGCUUGAAAUUUAUAAAGAAAACUUACACGAUUCGCUAAAUUUAGAAGUAAAACAUGAAUUAAAAAUAAAAGAAACACCUUAAAAAGGUAUUUACGUUUAAGGAUUAUCUGAAAAAAUUAUUAAAAACGAAUAAGAACUUGUAUAAAUCAUAGAAUAUGGUUAUUCUAAUAGAUAGACAAGAGCCACUAGAUUAAAUGAAUACAGUUCUCGAUCACAUACAAUUUUUAUGGUUUAAAUAACAUAAAAACUAAUUAAUGGAACCAAAAAAAUUGGAAAAUUAAAUCUUAUUGAUUUAGCAGGUUGUGAAAAAGUAUCAAAAAGUGGAGCAGUAGGUGAAGGAUUAGAAGAAACUAUUAAAAUAAAUUUAUCUUUGAGUUGCUUAGCCAAAGUUAUUUAUUCUUUGACUUCAAAUUAAGAUCAUAUACCUUAUAGAGAUUCUAAAUUAACAAGGAUUUUAUAAGAAUCAUUAGGAGGAAAUUAUAAGGUUUAAUAAAUUUUAUUUAAAAUAAAUAAUAAUUUUUUUAAAAAAAGACUUCUCUUAUUGUUACUUGUUCAACUCAUUCGAAAUUUCUAGAUGAUACCAUUUCAUCUUUAAAGUUUGCGGCUAGAACAAAAAUAAUAAAAAAUCAUUUUAAAGUUAAUUUAAUUCAUUCUUAAGAAUCACUAAAAUAGCAAAUAGAUUUUAUGA
Molecule: messenger RNA, 1014 nt
Organism: Ichthyophthirius multifiliis
Lineage: Eukaryota; Ciliophora; Oligohymenophorea; Hymenostomatida
Product: kinesin motor domain protein
Exons: 2
Biological process (GO): microtubule-based movement; cytoskeleton-dependent intracellular transport
Cellular component (GO): microtubule; kinesin complex
Molecular function (GO): ATP binding; plus-end-directed microtubule motor activity; microtubule binding
Source: RefSeq, a predicted model, not a curated record